Molecule: messenger RNA, 486 nt
Organism: Ramularia collo-cygni
Lineage: Eukaryota; Fungi; Ascomycota; Dothideomycetes; Mycosphaerellales; Mycosphaerellaceae
Exons: 1
Coding region: 1-486 (161 amino acids)
Source: RefSeq, a predicted model, not a curated record
AUGGCGAAACGCCUACGAAGCGCAGCAGGAAGACUGUUGUCGUCAAAUACAAGAGGACGAACCAUUGCCGGGGAACACCUGCUCGUGGUAAGGCCGCCAAACUCAAGAAGCGCCGCCAAUCCGUUCCCUUUUGCAUCCGCUAGCCGUAAGGACCUCGCGGGGGCAUACCUUCCGUCAUCUGAAGAUGACGACGCCAUAGACACCCGUGGUGAUGGCUCACCCGAACCUCGCGAGGUUGAGUCGAAUGCCUCGUCGUAUGCCGAUGGGAUCACAGACUUGGACAACAUCAAUUGGUCCGCGAAAUCUUCCCGGCGUAAGAGUCGCAAUAACAAGGGCCGUAAAGCCAAGAAGAGCAAGGAGGAUGAUUGCGGUGCGCUCACGGAGGUAGAAGAGAAGGAGCACGGCGCCAACCUAGCAAGCGGAGAGAGAGCAGCAUGUCCAAGAUCUCUCCGCUCGAGCGGCUUGUCGACUGGCUUUUCGGCAUGA